AUGGCUAAGCAACAGGCGUCUCUACUCAAGUACAUCACUGCCAUCAAGCAGUCCCCUCGCGAGAUCUACAACCGCCGCCUCUUCUUGUCUGUCAUUGCAUUUGCUCUCGGUGGCUGUGCGAAGGGCUGGGAUGAGGGCUCUGCGGCUUCAAUAACACAGCUUCCAUCGUUCGGGCAGACCUACAACCUCGACGACAGCACAAUCUCCAACCUCGUCUCGUUCGUGAACCUCGGAGCCGGAAUAGGUGCCCUGUUAUCCUUCCUCGUCAACGACCGUCUAGGACGUAUCUGGAGUCUGCGCCUCUACCAGGCACUGUACAUCGCCGGCUCGCUCAUCUCGUGCUUCGCAUACGGCCAUGUUGGCGCCCUCUACGUCGGCCGGAUCGUUGCUGGCCUGGGGAUCGGCGCUCUAACAGUCGUCGGACCCAUGACCAUCUCGGAAAUCGCCCCCAAGGCAACCCGCGGCCUGAUGACGCUUUGGUUUAAUGUUUGCAUGCUCUCCAGCCAGAUGAUCGGUGUCUUCACCGUGUACGGCUGCUCGCGUCACGUCUCGGCAGCCAGCCAUCUCCAGAACCAGAUCCCCUGGUUCGUGCAGACUUUCGUCCCGGCCAUCAGCAUUGCCCUGUCCUUCUUCGUUGUUGAGUCUCCGCGGUGGCUUCUCCUGCAGAAUCGUCAGCAGGAGGCUCUCGAGAACCUUGAGCGUCUCCGCGGCCUACCACUGGCCCACGGCUACGUCGCAGAGGAGUACAGCGGGAUGUCAACGCAGGUCGAACAGACCGACAGCAGCUACCUCAGCAUCGUCAAAGACACGUUCUUCGUCCGCUCGAACCUCCGCCGGGUUCAGCUCACCAUCAUCGCGUACAUCCUAGCCCAGAUGUCCGGCGCCAAUUCAAUCACCAACUACCUUCCCACAAUCUACGGCCUGAUCGGCAUCACCGGGUCCGGCGUAAAAGUCUACUCAACAGGCCUCUACGCCCUGGCCAAGGUAGUCUGCUGCAUCGCAGCCUCCCUCGUCCUCGUCGACGUCAUCGGCCGCCGCAAGUCAAUGAUGAUCGGCGUGACCAUCCAAGCAAUCUGCCACGCCUAUCUAGCCGGCUACCUCAAGUCGUAUCUGGAAUCGCCCAACAGCGUAAGCGAGGGUGCAUCCGACGCCGCAAUCGCCGCGAUCUUCAUCCACGCCCUCGGCUGGGCAAUCGGGCUCUACAGCCUGCCCUACCUCUUCGGCGCCGAGCUGUGGCCAAACCGCAUCCGGUCCUUCGGCGGCGCGCUCUCCCAGUGCUUCCACUGGCUGUUUUACUUCGCGAUCACAAAGGCGACGCCGUCGUUGCUGGAGGGGACAGACCAGUGGGGCGCGUUUGUGCUCUUCGCUGCGUUCUGCGCCGUGGCGUUUGUGUAUGCGUUUUUCUUCGUGCCGGAGACGAGCGGGCUUAGUUUGGAGGAGAUUGAUGCGGUCUUUGAGAGACCGAUUUAUCUUCUUGCGCGGCCGGUGGGGAGGGCUGAGGAUGGGGUUGAUAAGGGGGACGGGAUCGAAGGUCAGAGUGGUAGGGAGCCCAAGACGGACUCUGCAUGGGUUGAACGCGUAGCUUAG
Aspergillus mulundensis is the source of this 1587-nucleotide messenger RNA. RefSeq lists its product as uncharacterized. Bases 1 to 1587 code for a protein of 528 amino acids. Gene Ontology annotation, biological process: carbohydrate transport; transmembrane transport. The record is from RefSeq and is a predicted model, not a curated record. NCBI's taxonomy places the organism in Eukaryota, Fungi, Ascomycota, Eurotiomycetes, Eurotiales, Aspergillaceae. The transcript has 3 exons. Gene Ontology annotation, molecular function: carbohydrate:proton symporter activity. Gene Ontology annotation, cellular component: membrane.